UCAGAAAGAAGAACCAAAUAUGAGAUUGUUUCUUAGUUUUGUAGCAAUUAUAUACAUACUGCCAGCAAUGUCUUAGCUGAUCAGAUUUUCCCGUCUCAAGUGGACGACACACUUGGCCGGAGCGCCCGUGAACCAAAAUACAAUAUUGAAAUCCAUUCUGAAGGCUUCCCUACCAUCCCGAUGAUGAUGAUCAGGAGUCCGUUGCUAUGCCGAAUAAAGAUGGAAAGGAUUUUUUAUGUUUCUUGCCUAUGGUGGAGAAAGCGAAGACCCUAAAGUCUGUUAAUCUGCAGAACACUAGUAGCAUGAUUGUGGAGUCCGAAAAACGGGUUAAACUAAAGUCGCCUGAUGAACUGCUGGAAGUACUGAAAGAUCGAUGCUUUAUCAGACAAGAAGGUUGGUGGUCUUAUGAAUUUUGCUAUCAAAAGCAAUUGCAACAAGUACAUGUGGAAGAUGAUAAGGUGGUUCAGGAAUUUGUCUUGGGUGUAUAUGAUAAAGAGGCCAGUGCUUCUUUCAACCAGAAUCUCUCCGACGUCUCCACAUUAAAAGAUCCUCGUUCGAACGAUCUGUCACAAAGGUAUCAUGCUCAUCAAUAUACGAAUGGAAUCCUAUGCGAUCUUACUAAUCUCUUGCUUGAGACAUGUGACGUACAAUUAUUAAUUUUCUUUUUUCACAAUAUAAUUUUUCUGGCUUACAUUAGUACACCGGAAGAAUAG
This is a messenger RNA of Hibiscus syriacus, 713 nucleotides long. Its product is annotated as protein OS-9 homolog. Gene Ontology annotation, biological process: retrograde protein transport, ER to cytosol; endoplasmic reticulum unfolded protein response. NCBI's taxonomy places the organism in Eukaryota, Viridiplantae, Streptophyta, Magnoliopsida, Malvales, Malvaceae. The transcript is spliced from 7 exons. Bases 207 to 713 code for a protein of 168 amino acids. Gene Ontology annotation, cellular component: endoplasmic reticulum lumen. The record is from RefSeq and is a predicted model, not a curated record.